Molecule: messenger RNA, 1340 nt
Organism: Erythranthe guttata (spotted monkey flower)
Lineage: Eukaryota; Viridiplantae; Streptophyta; Magnoliopsida; Lamiales; Phrymaceae
Source: RefSeq, a predicted model, not a curated record
UACGAAGCUUUUUUUCUUUAUGAAUUGUGCAAUUUAUUUUCUGAGCCGCCACAUAGAACGAAAUAUCCGCGUCGCCGUUGGGGAAGAAAAGUAUGGGCGGGGUGACGUCAUCGAUCGCCGCUAAGUUCGCCUUCUUUCCGCCGAAUCCGCCGUCGUACACGGUGGCGGCGGACGAAUCGCGCGGCGGCGGAGCACUCUGCAUACCGGAGGUACCGCAGCGGGAGGGAGUCGACGCUCUGAGGCUGAAGACGCGGCGGGGGAACGAAGUCGUCGCCGUCCACAUCAGCCACCCCAAAGCCACCGCCACUCUGCUCUAUUCCCACGGCAACGCCGCCGAUUUAGGGCAGAUGUAUGAGCUGUUCGUUGAGAUUACCCUCCGCCUCCGCAUCAAUCUGAUUGGGUACGAUUACUCGGGUUAUGGACAAUCCACUGGAAAGCCGACUGAAUGUAAUACAUACGCAGACAUUGACGCUGUAUAUAAGUGCCUCAAGGAGCAGUACGGAGUUAAAGACGAACAACUAAUAUUAUAUGGUCAGUCUGUUGGUAGUGGUCCCACCAUUGAUCUUGCAUCACGACUGCCAAAUUUGAGAGGGGUUGUUUUGCAUAGCCCGAUUCUAUCGGGGUUGAGGGUAUUGUACCCUGUUAAACGUACAUAUUGGUUUGAUAUAUACAAGAAUAUUGACAAAAUUGGUGCGAUAAACUGUCCGGUUCUUGUUAUUCAUGGUACUGCAGAUGAAGUUGUAGAUUGCUCCCACGGGAAGAAGCUUUGGGAGCUUUGCAAGGUUAAAUACGAACCCUUAUGGUUAAGCGGAGGUGGCCAUUGCAAUCUCGAAAUAUACCCCGAGUUCAUUAAACAUCUCAAAAAGUUCGUACUUGCUCUCGGAAAAUCGAGGCCAGCUGUCAAUAGUACUGUAGUAACAGCAUCGUUAAAUUCAGACAGUACGGAUAAAUCUGCUGAACAAAGCACUACUACCGCAGAUGCACCGGAUAUUCCGGAAAUUUCUAGAAACAGUUUGGAUAGCCGACUUGACAAGUCAAAGAAGUCGACGAGCAAGCCGGAAAAAUCUAGAAUGAGUACUGACGAAGGAUUCAGGAGAAAAAAAGGCUUGAUCUGGUGAGGUUAUUAAAUAUUAUGUGGAUAGACACCCGAGUUUGUUUCGUAAAUUAAUUAUUUAGUAAGUUAAAUCAUAUUUGCUCUGUCCCUGAGAAGAUAUUAACGAAUUUGUAUUAAAUUGUAAAAUAUUUGUAUUAUUAUCAUUAGAUGUGACGAUUUUGUAAUUUGAGCUAUUUCGAAUCUGUAUAUUUUUGUAAGUGGAGUAAAAGUCCCUAAUUUCAACCGA